AUGUCGUCGUUCCGUGACACGAGCAGGCGUCAGGACACGUACAAAGCGAAAGGUGCAUUCAAGCACGAUGAGUUGCGUCGUCGUCGAGAAGAGGCACAAGUGGAAAUCCGGCGCCAGAAACGAGAGGAAAGCAUGGCGAAGCGUCGGAACCUGAACAUGCACCAGGUGUCAGAUGCACCUGACUCGGAAGAGGAAGAUGAGGCUGUUGAUGGCCUGGACAUGAAGAUCACGUCUGAACUGCCAGCCAUGGUCCAAGGCGUGCUGAGUGACAACUUGGAUCAGCAGCUCGAGGCCACAACCAAGUUCCGGAAGCUACUAUCAAAGGAGAAGAACCCACCCAUCGACCGCGUCAUUGCAUGUGGCGUUGUUCCGCGCUUCGUCGAGUUUCUGCGAAGCCCACACAGUAUGAUUCAGUUUGAGGCGGCCUGGGCGCUCACGAACAUUGCGUCAGGCACAUCGGAGCACACCCAGGUCGUCAUCAAUUGCGGCGCUGUACCGAUCUUUAUCGACUUGCUUCUCUCGCCCGUGCUGGAUGUGCGCGAACAGGCUGUGUGGGCACUAGGAAAUAUCGCCGGUGACUCGACCAAGUGCCGAGACUUUGUGCUCCAGCAGGGUGGUAUGCAAGCUCUGCUCCAGCUUCUUAGUGAGGACCACAAGGUCAGUAUGCUGCGCAAUGCGACAUGGACGUUAAGCAACUUCUGUCGCGGCAAAAACCCACAGCCGGCGUGGGAGCUCGUGGCACCAGCACUGCCCACGUUGACAAAGCUCGUUUAUGCCAUGGACGACGAGAUUCUGAUCGACGCAUGUUGGGCCAUAUCGUAUCUGUCGGAUGGUGCAAACGAAAAGAUUCAGGCCGUCAUCGAGUCCGGCGUGUGCCGCCGUCUUGUUGACUUGUUGAUGCAUCCAUCGGCCGCGGUGCAGACGCCAGCACUGCGCUCGGUCGGCAACAUCGUUACAGGCGACGACAUGCAGACUCAAGUCAUUGUGGCCAGUGGCGCACUAACGCCGCUCCUGGCCUUGCUAUCAUCGCCAAAAGAUGGCAUCAAGAAAGAGGCGUGCUGGACGAUUAGCAACAUCACGGCCGGGUCACCAGGACAGAUCCAAGCUGUGAUCGAUGCCAAUAUCAUUCCGCCUCUCGUGCAUAUUCUAAGCCAUGCUGACUUCAAGACCAAAAAGGAGGCAUGCUGGGCGAUCAGCAAUGCGACAAGUGGCGGCUUGCAGCAGCCACAGCAAGUGCGGUACUUGGUGUCACAAGGGUGUAUCAAGCCGCUGUGUGAAUUGCUCAAGUGUAUGGACAACAAGAUCAUUCAAGUGGCCCUUGAUGGUCUGGAGAACAUUCUGAAAAUCGGUGAGCAGGACAAGGAGGCCAUGGGAGCUGGAGCGACGAACCAGUAUGCCACAUAUAUUGAAGAAUGUGGUGGUAUGGUAACGAUCCAUGCUUUGCAAAACCACGAGAACUUUGACAUCUACAAGAAGUGCUUCUACAUGAUGGACAAGUACUUCCCUGACGAUGAGGAAGACCAAGAUACGGGCAUUGAUGCCCCGCAAGUUAGCGACUCAGGUGCCUUUGCGUUCCCCACAUCGGUGGCUGCUCCCCAGACUGGCUUCCAAUUUGGUCCGUCUCAAAACAUGUAA
Malassezia globosa CBS 7966 is the source of this 1635-nucleotide messenger RNA. RefSeq lists its product as uncharacterized. Gene Ontology annotation, cellular component: nucleoplasm; cytoplasm; nucleus. Gene Ontology annotation, biological process: NLS-bearing protein import into nucleus. Gene Ontology annotation, molecular function: nuclear import signal receptor activity; protein binding. The record is from RefSeq and is a predicted model, not a curated record. The transcript has a single exon. The coding region runs from base 1 to 1635 and encodes 544 amino acids. NCBI's taxonomy places the organism in Eukaryota, Fungi, Basidiomycota, Malasseziomycetes, Malasseziales, Malasseziaceae.